Myotis lucifugus (little brown bat) is the source of this 353-nucleotide messenger RNA. RefSeq names its product fibulin-1-like. NCBI's taxonomy places the organism in Eukaryota, Metazoa, Chordata, Mammalia, Chiroptera, Vespertilionidae. The annotation marks the transcript as partial. The transcript has 3 exons. The record is from RefSeq and is a predicted model, not a curated record.
AUGAUGAAACCCAGGCUCCACCAGGAGAAGACAGACACCGUCCGCUGCAUCAAGUCCUGCCGCCCCAGCGACAUCAGCUGCAUGCGGGACCUGGUGCACACCGUCUCCCACACCGUCGUCUCGCUGCCCACCUUCCGCGAGUUCGCCCACCCAGAAGAGAUCAUCUUCCUCCGCGCCGUCAUGCCCGCGCACCCCGCCAACCACGCCGACAUCAUCUUCGACAUCACGGAGGGGAACCUGCGGGACUCCUUCGACAUCGUCAAGCGCUACGUGGACGGCAUGACCGUGGGUGAGUGGCCGAGACGUCCGGUCCUCCCGGCCUGCGUGCCACCCGGCGGGAAGCUUCUGGACCA